Porites lobata is the source of this 9861-nucleotide messenger RNA. NCBI's taxonomy places the organism in Eukaryota, Metazoa, Cnidaria, Anthozoa, Scleractinia, Poritidae. The record is from the annotation of a GenBank genome assembly.
AAAAAGAGCUGUCCGGCCAAAAAUCGAUGAAGCUAAAAAUACGAUUUUCAAGCUCGGUUGCCUACAAAGACGACGAUAAGAGACCAUGGAACCCAAUACCACGCCUCAGACCGUGGCUGAUCUUCAGAAAAAAGUCGAGCAACUAGCCCUCGAGAAAAAUCAGUACUUGAACGAACUAAGCAAUGGAGAAAUUUUAAAAAUGCAACUCAAAGAAACGCGGAAAGAUGCCAAACACUUAUCAAAACAAAAGCAUCGACUACGAGCAAUGGCGGAUAUUGAAGUGUCGAGGGAGGAGGUAAUAUAAUGCGUAUAUUUUUGAGUCUUAAUUUAAGCCUAUAUAACUUAGAUUAAGACCCCUUUUCUCAAUUUGGGCAAAAGGUAAAACCUAAAACCAGAUUUCUAGAUUUUUCAGAGACAGCAUGGUAUUCUCUCCGCAAGAUUAGUCAACCGUGAAUGAAUAAUGGCUACUACUCUGGUCACUCGUCAUUCAUGCGCAAACAAGAAAGAGGGACUUUUACAUUUUUUUUUCUUUUUUGGUACGGUUCCUGUAUUUUGGUCACAAAAGUUCCCAUCAAAUUUGAAAUGAACGCCGUUUAGAGUGCUCUUAACUGGCUGGGAAAUCAGUCUUCCCUAUCCAGUUUUUAGUGUAGGCGUACUUUUGUAAAUGAUAUUAAGUCCAUUCAGGUAUCGACAAUUCAAACUUCUUUGUUUUACAAUCCCACGCCGCCUAUAAGAUCGAUUCCUAAGUGCUGAGGUAACAGACAUUUUCAGUAUACUUUUCUGUCAUGUGAGCAACGUUUUUGUCACAUCAUGGCUGAAAAUAUAUUAAACGGGAAAAAAUGGGGUCCUCCCUUCCAGCGUAGGAGGUCUAGCUUGUAUAAAAUUGCCAUCACCCUGACUUUAGCUUGCAAAACUGACCGGAUCUUGUCUCGGCAAUGCAACAAGAUAAUUUCCCCAGUUUUGUCCAUAAGUCAGUAGAAGAGCUUAGAAGCCGGGGAUAGAUUUUGUUUAUUAACCCCCAUGCAAAGGUUCGGUCCGUUCUGACAAGCAACCGAUCGGAGGUAAGUCCUUGUUCUUCUUGAAUCUUCAUUCCCGAAGGACGUCCAGAAAUCGUUGUUUCCGCCAAGAGCGAUAAGCAACAUACUUAAACUUGACUUUCGUAACCAUAGCUCCGUGCGUUGAAACAUUCAUACAUACGUCGCUAUCAAGAAUUCACCGGUCGCCCACGCACUCCGUCUUCGGUCGCAAGGAGAGCUAAUACUCCGUUUAGUCAGUUGAGAUCGUCAAAGGCCGUAAUCUGUUUAAAAUCCACACAACAGUUUCUUGUCUUCAAUUCGCGCAUUUUUGUGGCUACCACCCUCUGAAAGUCUUUGAAAGUGUAAUAAUCGUUUGUUUAAUUUUAUUUAGCAAUGAUUCUCGUAUGAAUUCAUCUUGAGUUGGCCAAAAGAGCUUAAUUUUUUAAAACAAGUGCCAAGUGAGGGGGGGAAAUGGUUGAUUCGGAGUUGAAAAUAAACGGUAUAAAACAGUAAGAAAGUUUGUUGCAAUGACGUUCCUAAAAUGAUUAUUUUUAACAACUGAAUGCGUUCAAAGGUUCAUUUUCAAGUCAAAUUCUAUUCUCAGAGAGUCAUCUAAUGUCGCUCCCACUUGGCACAGUGCCGUUGUUUAGUUUACAAUGUUUUCUAAUGUGACCGGGUUUUUCCCAUCUAUCACCUCAGAAGGAAAUCGGAAGUUUGCAUUUUUUACCUAUUGUUCUAGUCACGAUCUUCCGCCUAGAGCCCGCCGCCUAGUGGUCGCUGGGUAAAGUCCCUGUGGCCCGCCAUAGGAAAUGUAGCCUGCGUAGCAAGCGUUUCCGUGCUUUUUGGUUCUCGUUUCAUUUCUCGCGCGGCCAAAACCGAGAAUCUCGUUCCUCGAUCUUUCUUUGCUCCGAAACAGAAAAACGGAAACGCUUGCUACGCAGGCUAUGGGAAAUGUGAUUUCAAUGGACUGAAAUUUCCUGACAAAAGAAAAGAGAAACUCGAACGUUACUGGUUACGGCAAGUUUACUGAUUAAAACUUUCAUACUUUCAUGGACUCAUUUCGUUCACCGCAUUAUUUCUGUGGCAAAACCUUCAUGUCGCCAGAAGAGAAUCCCACUUCGUAACAGCCCGUCGACCAAGACGUACAGCGACAGUACCGGCUGUACCCGCCCAAUGGCUUGGUAGCAGUGGUCGACCAUAACACGGAAGUAACGAAAAUAGCCAGCUCUUCAACCUUUGUUCAACCUAUAUUAUUGUUGCUCAUGCACACAGAUUGGAUAAAAGCGCAAAACAGAGCAUUUUAUUGUUUGGAGGUAAAACGUUUGACGGCAGCUAAAUUUCACUUACUAGAUGUGAAAAAUAAGCUUCCCAAACAUUGAAAUUACCCUUGAGAUUUUCCGCGCAUUUUUAUAAGCCAGACUGCCGGUCCGGACACUGUUUUUUCAACUGGCUUUUCAGUGACAAACACAUGCACACCUUUUAAGCUGCAUUUCCGCAUACGUCGAGUCUGGUUUUACAUGCAGUUGGUAAUAUAGUAUGGAAAUUUAGUACAAUGAGAAUUUAAUACCCUUGAAGAUAUAAAUUUAGAGGUAAAUAAGCUUUUUUGGUUACUUCCGCGUUCUUUGUCGACAUCUACUUUGUUUACGGCUAUUUGUUUCGUUGGCUAUUCAUCGUAGUAUUUCAGGUCUCGGCUGUUUCUCUUCGUCUCUUCAGUGGGUCGGACUCGUUGUUAGUUUAUUUUUGGCAGACGCUUUUCUUCUUGACUUCUGUGCAACUCAAUCCUGAAUGAGGAGAAGUGACGCGGCUCCCUCAUUCUAUGUGGUUUAUAAUGUUGUCCUCACCCGGUUUUGAAGCUUUCUCCCUUGUUAGUGUCACCUGAUAUAUUGGAGGGUCCCCAACGGAGUAGCCCGCUCUAUCGACUGGGAUCAACAUUUGACAACCAGCAUCGUAGAUUCUCGUAACCCCUUAUCCAACUCAUAACUACAAUCCCAAACCUCCCUCUCUUUAACUCAAUUAUCCCAAAUCCUGACAAUCAAAUAACCCAAAACCUGGAUCCUGGAAUAGCUUUUGGAACCAUGAACGUAAUGUGGAAAAUGUUUGCCCGCAUGUACCACCCCUUGAUCUCCAGAUUCAACAUGACGGAGUUAAGCCGAUUUCCUCAAGUUCUUUGGCGCCAAACAUUUGUCAACCAGUUGGUCUGGUCGUUUAGCUCAUCCCACAGGGACCCCAAGCUGGCUUACAGAAACUGAAACGAAAUGCAAGCGCAAGAUGUUCACUGGUGCGAGUGUACGGUACAAAGCCAUGUCUACUACCUUCCAGAGGAAUGGUUUUGAGUAUGGUUUUUACCUAUUCAAUCUUGAAUCUGGAAAUGGCUCAAAGGGAGCCGUAAAAAUCUUAAUCCUUUGUCUCUUUUCAUCUGCAAAUGAAAGAUAGAAUAUUAAUCCAAGAAGCAAAACUCGAUUCACCUCUUGCGGUCUCUUUCUCAGACACAGCCUUUAGAAGGUGAAGUUUAAAUGUUCAAGUUUGAAGAUAAAGUCAGAAAAUGGUUUAUUUUGGUCACAAGUUGGAUCUGUCGGUUACUAAAUAGGGUCUGUCCAUAGGGCGGUAGAGUACCAGUCAAUUAUGAUGAUGCUCUAGGACUUCCGGUAGCGCAUUGAAACAACAGCUUCCGCCCAUGAUGACGAGGAGGACGACGACGACGACGGCGUCUAGCGUCUGUAUUUAGGCGGCCAUACCCACCCCUACAAUUCCAUAAGUACCUUUUACGGUCUGUUACUUUUAAUGAAAAAAAAUACUUGAAGUAAAACAAAGCUUUUUAGAUUCCGUAUGUUUUCCAGUGAAAACUUUUGUGGUGUUUUACCUAUUCCAUUAAAGGUGCUUGCGUUUCUCUUCUCUUGAAUAAUCAUAUUGAAAGACUUUGAUAACUUCUUAGAUUCUUUUUGGGCACAGUUCUUGGCUUCUUCAUGGGUGACUGAGUUUUGCAGCUAGAAAUAAACUCAGCUGCUUAUCGCACGCAUCGUAUAUUACCGGUGUUAUUUUGUGCUAGAAGCGUCGACUGAACGCGACUUGUUACUUCAUUUAUAUCUACCAAAGCUAUCUUAGUAAGUUUGAGUGAGAUGCCUAUCUUGUGAAUAAGGUCGCGCUAUGAAAUUCAUCUGUACAGCCCUGCUUUAUUUGAGAUUGUACUGUUUUUUUUUUUCUUUAAAUGCAGCUUUCUAAUAAAUAAAAUGCCACUUGUCAUAAUUCUGUUUCACCAGUAAGCGUCGCCAACAUUUUAGCUCUUGUAACAUAUAUUUGUAAAUUCUGAUCAUAUGAUGUUCAAUGUCAGUUUCUAUACUUAUUUUCUGUUUCCAGACUUGAAGCUAUCUAUGAAACUUGUCAAAUUCCUGUUUCGGGCAAUGUUGUCAGAUGGGGACGCUUCUAAUACCCCUGUUUUAAUCAUUUCCUGUAUAGUACAGUGCUUGUGUCGUCCAAUUAACAUCAGUGAACUGCACGCGGGUAUAUGUACACUAUCGAGUUACUGUAUUUGCAUUUUAAAAAAAUGCUGGAGUAUCGAACUUACAGAAAUUUCGUUUUCAGUCCUGUUUAGAAAAUCUUUGUUAUUCAUGUAAAACGCCACCUAAAUCACAAGACGAAUUUUUUGUUACCAGCACUCUCCACCCUGUUUAAUACUGAAUCUCUUCCGAUACCAAAGCUUAGGAGAAAAUGUGGUUUCUGAAUGUAAAAUUGGCAGUAGAAAUAAUAAAAUACAAACUCUGUCCUUAUAUGGUACUCAAUCUUAAGGUCUAAUAUGAUUGGCUCCUUAAACAAUACUCUCGUACAGUUGUUUAAUCGUGUUUAAGAAUAUCGAAAGUGUCACUUCCGCCCCAGCGGUUUCUUAUGCUAAAAAAAAUCCCCAAGUUUGGUUAAGAGUUCUAUAAUUACUCGGGGGUUUAUCUUAUUUUCAAACAAAUGGAAAUUCUAAAUUUGGUAGAAUGAUAAGACGUUAAAUCGUAUCCUUUCCGAAUGGGUAUUUAAUCGCUUCAGGUAAGUUUGCAGCGAUGAACAUUUUUAUCUUACAUAAAGGGCACAUUGGGCUCUCGUGUGACAUGGACAUCUAGGUAACUGUGUUCCAUAUUUUAUUGUUAGUUCCGGUUCGAUUUAGUUUUAACUUUGCAAUGUUUUUAGCAACCACCUUCUUACAUUAUAGCAACGUUGUGUUUUUAAAAGACCCGCGGCCUUAGAAAUCAUUAUCCGUAACAUGUAACCAGUUUCCGUGUGAAUGUGACCUUAAGGAAAUCGGGGAAUUAGACAAGCUGCUUAAUAUCUGAAAGUGAUUUCAGUUGUAUCCGAAUCACGCUGCUGAUUUAGAAACUUUCAAGGAUUAGACACAAAGUUCACAUCUGAAGACAGAGUCAAACUUGCUUGUUUUGUGACCGCUUGUAAGGAAUCAUCACGUAGAAAGCUGGCCUUCACAGUGUAGUGAGUGUAAUUGAGGUUUAUAUGAUUUGAUACUGUUUUAAACCAGAAUUAGCUAAAGCUUAACUUGUCUUUUACUUCUCUCCCUGCCUAUUAUCAAUGUUUGUCCUUCAGAUGCGACUUCUUUCCUUAAUUUAACCUCCGUUUUGUUCGGCUUAAGCGUUAUGACUUUCUGGUUACUUUCUUGUUACUGUCUUGCAAAGUAGGCGAGAAAACGGGUGAUUUAAUUUCGACUGGUGUAAGUGGUAAUUAAUAUUAUCUGGAUAUUGGACUAACUUGAAAACUCACUUACUAUCAUUCGAAUAUAAUAUUUAUAUCUGGAAAGAGUCUCCAAGUCCUGUCAUUUCUGUAUAACCACUCAUUUUACCAGGUCAGCUUGUUUUAUUCGAUCUUGCAACGUGUUCUUCUCUCGUAUGGCCCGUUCUGUUGCGCUGUUUUGACGUUCAACCCUCUCCUUGCGAACGACUCCCUUAAUCAGGCACUUAAGUCGUUCCCUGUCGCCGUUCUUCAGUCUUUUAUUUUCUUUCUUUGUGAGAUGGAAGAUGGACAUCACAUAAACACGUCUACGGUUAUCUUAGCGAGAGAAAGCGAGAUGAGUGUAGUCAGUCUUCCAUGGAUUAAAACACAUGCAAGAACUAUACAGAUUCGAUUACCAAAAAUAAAAGAGGAGCAACUGCUGAAAGGGGUCACUUAAUAACUUGAGACAAAACAAAAACAAAAAAAUGUGCUUCAAAAUUUAUUUUACAUCCUUCGGGAGUUUGUACAGGUAAUUCAAAUUUUGUUGUGCCGUAAUUAUAUUACAUACUUUUUAUACGUAUUGAAAUAGUUUUCAUAUUUCGCCAUGUCUAACAAAUAUCUAACACGCAUUCCUGCGCAGCUGAAAGGCUUCUUAAAGCGGGCAGGUCAUUAUUUUUAGCUUUAUAUGGAUACCUGUGGUCAUUUCAAUCUAUCUAUUUAUAAUAGUUACAAAAAUUCCCAUAAGAAUUUCAUUCCUUCUGAGUUAAUAUCAGUUUGGUCUCCUGAGAAUCUAAUUAAACGGAAGUGCGAGUUAAAAGGAGCUUUUAAAAACUUGUGAUCUUCUCAGUUCCUCGGGAAAUUGAUGGGAAUUAAAUAUACUCUCACAGUCACGCUUGGCUUCAACUUCCCAAGCUGUUUCAUUGACACUGACCAUCAUUUCAAAUAGUUUAUUUGUCCUCAGUAACUUUUGAGUCCAUGUAACAGGUCGAGAUCCUACUGUUUAACCUUUAAAUAAGAAGUACUUUUACACCGCAUUUAACAAUCUUGUACGAAGUCGUAAGUUUUGGGUCUGUGGACAAAGUCCUUUGUUACGCUGUUACUAUUUAAAUGAACCUCUUUAGCAGUACUUCGGUAUGAAAUCAUUGGUUUUCAGUUUUCUGUAUUUUACAAAAUGUCAGUUUUUUUAGUUUCUAUUUGGCCGCAUUAAGCCGCAGUUCCUUUAACUUUUCCGUAUUGACUGGCCAAUAUACCUGUUUAUUAUGCUGUUAUUGAUAGAGUCCAUCUUUUUCAGACUUUAGGACAGUCUCAAGAAAACAGCUCUUCUCAACCAGAGAAACAACUUCCUUCAGAAUUAAACCUUUCAACAUCAAACGAAGCAUUCCCAGAACUGUUACCUCCAGGAGCCUUCAACUCUACCCCAUCCAAAGAAGAGAGUCCUUCCUUACAUUCCCAAGAAAGUUUUCCUCCACCUCCUCCACACGGGUUUUCGAUGAAUGGUGAAAUUUCCCCGACAUUGCCGACUGCUCCAUUUGCAAAUGUACCAAGGGAGCCCAACUGGGGAAUACUGGACGCUAACGCCAUGCGAAUUGAAAACCGUGAUUUGGUGAGAAUUAAGAGAAAACAAGAAGAGCAGAUUCAGAACCUCGUGCAAGAAGUUGCUACAUUGGAAACAAGAUGUAAAGAACUCGAGGGUAUUGCACAACGGUAAGGCACCAUUACUAAAUGUCCAUAACAUCUUUCUCGUUCUUUUGAGGCGGCCUUUUUAGUCUGACAAGCUUACGGGCCUAGGUUUUACCCUUUUAUCAGUAAACAUCGACAUCUUUUUAAAUGGAACGGUGAUGAGUCCAGGUCUUAGCCUGCGAGCAAAUCCUUUACUUUGGGCGAUAUUGUGAGAAGUCACGCUCGAGAAGCACGCGAAAGGAGACGUAGGAACGAGAUGGGAGUAUGGAGAGCUUACUCGCGGUAGACUAUCGAGAAUCUCGAAAAGUGGGCCAGCCCGGUUGACCGGACUCUUGGAUACAGUCUCGUACUUCCAUCUCUUCUUUGAACUAUAAGUGAUAUUUAACAAGUGUUGUACUACUUUGGACGUGCCUUAACAACUGACUUCUUGUUCGGUUUUUAGCCUUGAAGCCGAGAAUCAUCGCCUCUCGCAGCAGUUGAGUACAGCACAUGUCGGUCAAGCGCGUGAUUACAACGGACCGUAUGAGGAAAUUCAACUUCUGAGAGCACAGGUACAAAAUAGCUCCCCAUAUACGUAUACUAACGAUUCUGUGAUACCCUGAUAUAAAGUGUCAGUGGAAUGGGAAAAUGGUUUCUUUAUAAUGGGGAUACAUUGUAUCGGCGCUACUCCUGUCAGUAAGGGACGUUGAUAGUUCGUUUCGCGAAGAUCUUAGCUGUGAAUGAACUGGGUAUAUUGUAGUUCUACUAUAUUAAAUUGAAUUUUAUUCACCCGGUUGGUCUACAAGACGUUCUAGAGCUUUUUGACAAGAAUGUGAGUUAGAUUGUAGUUCCCUUUUGUGCGAAUGACUUACCACUAACUUCUUUUUACAGUUAAAAGUUUAUGAAGAUGAUUUCAAGAAGGAAAGAUCCGAGAGGGAAAACUUAAACACGCAGAAAGAACGCUACAAGAGAGAAUUACGAGAAUCUCAAGCAACUGUUGCUGGUCUGCAAAGGCAGCUUAAACAGGUAAAUACUGCAGCGAGGACUAAUGCAAGUUUACCGAUAUUUUUCUUUUCCCGUUUUAGUUACCAGAAAAAAAUCAUUUCUAUCGACUCUUCCCAAUUUCAGGCUCUCGCAGGAGAGGGUGGCUAUGCCGAACCACGUGAUCUCCCACGUGGACCAAUCGUCAACGAGCGUUACUAUGAUCCCUACACGGUGAGGCUCCCACUGGAUUAUGGGAUGACACGCACCUACUCUGGAGAUUACAUUGGUCCGGGUGCUACUAGGGUGAGUAGAUCUUAACACAUUACUAUUCUUUUUAAGAGAAAGUAAACAACAGAAUAUCACACUGGGUGCAAAGUUUAAAAUCUCAUUCAAGUCAUCAACUUUUCUUUUAGGAUCUACUUCGACGUGGAGGAGCACCUUAUGUAAAGAAGGCGUUCUUGUCACCAGAUAUGACAGCUGUUGUCGAUGAUUAUGACACAACUGAUGGAAAGCCGCGCGCGCCAAAGAGCAUCUAAAGAGUGGACAACACGUUGAUUUUUGAGUUGUAUCCAGGGUUUCUUUUCUGCCAUUAUACCAUAAUGGCUCUCGCCAAUCACUGGCAUGUACUCUGUCAUUUGAGCAAGAAAUUGAUUUUACCAUCGAGUACACAUAUUGAUAAAGGAGGGCGGUUUGUUGAAAAGGUCUCGUGCGACUGGCGUGUAAUACUGAAUUACCGAGGAAAGAGUGUAAAUCGGCAGUGAUUGAAAUAUUUCAGUAGACAUUUUGUGAUAACUUUAAACUACCUAAACUCCUAAAGUUUAAAAAUUGCCCUAUUAUUUUUAUCGCUAUACCUAACGUUGGAAAAUUCGUUUGUGCUUAGACAAACUUUCAAGGGGAGUUAUUAAUCGAAACUAUUUUCUGUAGCUUCAAAAAUUAUAUACCGCACGACCAUCGGGUGCUUCUUUUUCAUUUAAGUCAAUGAAGUAGUAAUGCGACAAAAAAAAGCAUUUUAUAAGUGCAUAAUUAAGAUGCUAUUGUAUCACCCUUAUAAGUAAGUUAAGCAAUGUUAUAAAUGGUAUACAUGAAAUGUUCUGUUAGACCAUUAUAUGUUGCGUAUUUUUAGUUGAUUUUUGCAAACAUAAAUUUGGUAAUCGCAGAUUAGCCGGCGUCAGUAUUAAGCUAAUUAUUUCCUCAGAUUGUUUUUGUCCAUUCCGGCGUAACGAAAGGAAAUGUCUCAUUGCCUUCUGUCUUGUUAAUGGGGGAAAGGAAAUGUACAUUAAACAUUUUCAAAAGUUUGUGACAAAGCAAAAAAAAAAUGGUGACAAUUAAGUUUGUCAAAGCAACAAUAAUAUUAACGAGAAAAAUUUAAUAAAAGUGUUUUUACUUGAUUUGUUUCACCUACUCAUAAAUCCUUGCCCGUGACGGUCCACCUCUGCUAUCCUUCUUCGUUGUACGUGGGGUGCGCGAUGUCCCAGUUGGGAAGGAUACUUUUUCUGCAUUAGUGAGC